Messenger RNA from Paramecium pentaurelia, 1501 nucleotides. The record is from the annotation of a GenBank genome assembly. NCBI's taxonomy places the organism in Eukaryota, Ciliophora, Oligohymenophorea, Peniculida, Parameciidae.
AUGAUAAAAAUUGUUUAAGUUUGUGGAGGAAUGAGGUUAUUCAACUAAAAACUCUAUAAAUACUCCAAAUCUGUACAAUUAAAGUCAAGUGAAACAUUUGGAGAAGGAUUCUAUAGUCAAUAACUCUUUACAAGUUGUCUAGCAGAGUACGCUUAUUAUAUAGAAUCAAACAAGGAAGCAAUCAUCAUAGAUCCUUUAAGAGAUAUUCAACCUUAUAUGUAAUAUUUUAUAUUAUCAUAAUAGAGACCUAGCAAAAGAGAGAGGAGCAACAAUUAAAUAUGUUCUGUUAACUCACUUCCAUGCUGAUUUUGUAGCUGGUCAUGUGAGUCUAAAGAAUUAAACAGGAGCUUAGAUUAUAAUGGGACCAAAUGCUGAAGCUCCAUUUAUCAAUAAAAUUUUGAAAGAUGGAGAAAUACUAAAUUUAGGAUAAAUAAAGGUUCAAGCACUCCAUACACCAGGUCAUACAUAAGAGUCUACAUGCUUUUUAUUACAUGAUAAAACUGGCAAAAAACAUAGGUAUAAAUAUUUUUCUAAAAAUAGUUUAUUCACUGGAGACACUUUAUUCUUAGGAGAGGUAGGAAGACCUGAUUUGGCUGUAAAGACUGAUUUGAGUCAAUAUGAUUUGGCUAUUAUGUUAUUUAAAUCUUUAAGGGAGAAGUUAAUGCCAUUACCAGAUGAUGUUAUUGUUUUUCCUGGACAUGGUUAAGGUUCAGCAUGUGGAAAGAACAUUUCAUCAGGAUAUAGUUGUACAAUGGGAAAUUAAAAGAAGAAUAAUUAUGCACUUUAACCUAUGGAUUAUGAAACAUUUGUAGGAGAAGUAGUAAGAGAUUUACCUAAACCUCCUCAAUAUUUCUUUUAUAAUGCUGGAUUGAAUAAGAAUAUUUUUACUUCAGAUUUAAUAGAGAUUCUAAAGAAAUCUAAUAGAAAAUUAUCACCACAAGAUGCCAAACUUAAAAAUACAGCAUAAAUUAUUGAUUCUAGAAAUUCAAUUUCUGAAGGAUUUAUACCUGGAUCUAUCAAUGUCCCAUUACAAAUUCCAUUUGCUCAUUGGGUUGGAACUCUAUUACCUCACAAUAAAGAAGUUAUUAUAGUUUGUGAAAAAGGAACAGAAGAACAAACUAUUAUGAGAUUAUCUAGAAUAGGUUAUGAUAACAUUUUAGGAUACAUGUAUUUUGAAGAUUGGUAAUAGGCAGGAGAAAACAUAAACAAACCAACUGAAUUAGAAAAAUAAGAUUUUUUGAAAAUCUCUUAAUAGGGCUAAGGAUAAAUUAUUGAUGUAAGAUCAAUGGAGGAAUGGAGAAAAGGCAAAUUGGAUAAUGCUAAACUUUUUCCUCUUAAUGAACUAUAAAGCAAUGUUGAAAAACUAAAUAGAGAUUAAUAAAUUAAUAUUUAUUGUGGGACAGGAUAAAGAGCCAAAAUCGCACAUACUUUAUUAGUGGCUAAUGGAUUUAAAAAUGUUUAGUAUUGUAAAGUCGGAUAUGAUGAAAUUAUUAAGCCAUGA